CGGGAAGAAAGAUAUUACUGUCCUUUUUAAAUAGCGCGCGUUUUUAUGAUUAAGAUUUCAAUGUUGCUGAUUCUAGGAUGACGCUACUUGAGCAAUUGUGUAUCAAUUUGUAUGAAUGAGUGGACAUUCUGUAUUUCAUCAAUAUGAUGGUCUUUCUAGAGGGGUCUUAAGUCCAGUUAAUUAUGUCAGAUGUCAACAAAUCAAUCGACACCUGAUCAAUAGACUAGGUUUAGAAACUAGCCUUCAGGGUCAUCAUGGUUGUGUUAACUGCUUAGAAUGGAAUGAGUGUGGUUCUUAUCUUGCUAGUGGUUCAGAUGAUCGGAGUCUAAUUAUCUGGGAUCCAUUUGAGCGUAAAUCUCUUUUAACAAUGAACACUGGUCAUGUGGCGAAUAUAUUUUCUGUUAAAUUCUUAUCUAGUCUGAAUGAGAAUCUCAUCGUAACGGGUGCAGCUGAUAGCAAAAUUCGUGUACAUGACAUUAAAGCACUAGAGACUCGGCAUGUGUUUUCUUGUCAUUCAGGUCGCGUUAAACGAUUGGCAAAUACUCCAUCUGAACCAUUCUUAUUUUGGUCAGCCUCAGAAGAUGGAACCUGUAGACAGUUUGACCUACGAGAUCCUGAUCAGACUUCUGUAAAUAAACCAUGUAACGUAUUAGUCAAUUUACGAUUUCAAGAUAACGUUUUUGCCGAAGCCAAGUGUAUCGCAGUAAAUCCAUUAAAGUCUGAGUUGGUUGCUGUCGGUGGGAAUGAACCGUUUGUACGAAUGUUUGAUCGACGUAAAUUAACACUUUCUACAUAUGAUAGUGCUACACCACAGGAGGGCAUACGAGCUGCAUCAAGGAGAACUCCUAUAAACAUUCCAUCCAGCUCUCUGCCUUCAUUUCCCUAUGGUGCAGCUAAAUAUUUUGUUCCAUCUCAUCUACCUGGUAAAAUAUUAACUGAUGGUUUAGACAAUCAAACUUUCAGUGUAACAUCAGUCAGUUUUAGUUCAGAUGGUGAAGAGCUAUUAGCUAAUGUUGGACGUGAUAAUAUUUAUCUGUUUCAUUUAGCUUCACAAAAUGAACCAUUUCAAUGUCAAUCGUCGUUUAAAUCAACUAGAUUAUUGUAUAGUUUAUCGGCAUCGCAACCAAGGAAUCGAUUUCGUUCUUUUCGUAUUCCUACCUGGUUUCGUCCUUCAAAUAUGGGAUAUUAUGAUUCUUAUGCGGGUUCAACCUAUGAUUACCGUUGUAAUUCUUCUAUGGCUUCUGAUUACGCAACCGUACUGGCUUCACGAUUAAUUGAAGCCAAGGCGUAUGCUGUUGCAGUUCAUAAAUAUAAUCAACUUAUUCAACAGCAUCCUUUCUGUCCUCAACUGUAUACAGGUCGCGCUACUGCUUUAAUUAAAAGAAAUUGGAAUGGUGAUAUUUAUAAUGCGCUAUUGGAUUGCCGAAAUGCUAUCCAACUGACUACUCAAAGCAACAAUGAUUCUUUCAGCAUUCAAAACAACGAUACCAUUAAUGAGCACCAAUUGUUAAACAGUUCCGUUUACCUUACAGCUCUAUUACUUUCAGUUCGAUGUUUAUUAUAUUUGGAUUGGUUAAAUGCUGCUCGUAUUCAACUCAAACAAGCAUUGGACAGCUUUCCCAAUCUCUUCAAAAAUACUACGCAUCAAAAGAUUUCCGAUAAAGCGCUAAUUACACCUACUAUCAUUGCCUCUUCUUCUUCCUCUUCAUCUGCUAGCACACCAACAAUCAACACCACUGAUACAAAUUCGUCCAAGUAUACUUGCCAUUCAGAUAACCUGGUUAAAGUUUUCGAACAUUUAAAGUCGACAUUGUUGGCGAGAGAAAAACAAUUAGAAUCACAAUCUAUCAAGUUGAAAGGAAAAGAAAGGCAAGUUAGUGAAAGAAAAACAUCAAUUCAUGAUAAUAAUGAUAACAACGAUCACAAUGGUCAUAAUGAUGAUGGUGACAAUGAUACCAAAAAAUCUACAGUAUCAAACCCAGAAACUUUAUCUUUCUUAAAAAGCGAUAACAUACGUGAACGAAUAUCCUCAGAGUCAUGGAAUUGUUUUAAUCAUGACAAUCAAAUAAAUCCGAAACUAUGUGCUUGUUUAAACUGCUCAUGUAAUCGGAUGUGGAUAGAUGAGGACGAAAGAGAAAGGCGAAAAAAUGCCAUCGAUUUUUCAGCAUCUUAUAUUGGUCAUUGCAAUUCAAUAACAGAUAUUAAAGAAGCAAAUUUCUUUGGGAGCUAUGGGCAAUAUAUUGUCGGUGGAUCUGAUUGUGGUGCAUUUUUUAUAUGGGAUCGUAUUACAACUAAUAUAAUGCGUAUAUUGAAAGCUGACAGUUCUACUGUGAACUGUGUUCAACCUCAUCCGUCUAUUUGUUUGUUGGCAAGUUCCGGAAUUGACUCUGUCGUAAGACUAUGGUCACCGAAUUGUGAAGAAGACCCUGAUCAAUCACGAGUUGUUAGAGAUCAAGUUGGAGCAGCUGAACGGAAUCAACAGCGUUCUAACGCUGAUCCUCUGGAAGUAAUGCUGUUAAAUAUGGGUUAUAAUUUUCGUGGUCUUGAUUUUGAUUCUAAUAGAGCUAGAAGAUCGAGAAAUCGCGAUUCUAUUGAUGAACGGAAUAACGAAGAAGAGAAUGAAUCCAGUGAUGAUGACAAUGAUGGUCAUAAUAAUGACCGUGACAUCAAUUUCGAAAGGGAUUCUCAUUCUGCACUGCAACAUUCUGGGAACGAAACCCAUACUAAUACCAAUCAUUCUGCUAGAAGUCUUGACAACACAUUGCACAGUGAAUCUAUUCUGAAUAACGUGAAUUUAGUGAAUGAAAACAUUGAAGCAGUUGGUCAAACUGAUAGUCAAAAGCGUACUGGGAAUGAAUCAAUUGAUUUGUCUUGUCAGUUAGGUUGUUCUCAAGCACCUAAGCAAAAACGAACAAAAACAGGGAAUCUAUCUGAUGAAAAAACCCCUUUUCAACCAUCAGUUGCUGCUACCAUAUUCGAUAGUGAUUUGAGUUCGUCUGAUGAGUCUGAUGCUACUUCGGUAGAGAAAAAUACACAAUGUAAACGUAAUCGUUCACGUCGAAUACAUUCUAGUCAAAGUCGACAUAUACGACGUAUUCGUACACGAAGAAUACCAAUCAGUGCUACUUUUUCUGAUUCCGAAAUUGUAACUACUCCAUGGUUAAUUGAUUUUUUCCCUAUUGAAGUUCAUUCAAUCAAUUCACAGUCAACAGUAAAUGAAACAACAAGUGAGCGAGAAGAGCAUGGACAAGAGGAACGAAGAAAUACUUAUCGAGAGGAUGAUGAUAGAGACGAUGAUAACAGUAUAUCAGAAGUCUCUUGCACGUAAGAAUUUAUCAUUGUAAUGGAGAAUUAUCCGGUACAUUUUGACAAAACUCAUUCUCCCCGUAAAUGAGAAUGUAUAUCCUCAGGCCGAUAAUUCAGGGUACUUUAUUAAUUUUUAAAAUAAACGCCAUCUUCUUUACCAUGCUAUCCAUAUAGGUUGCGGUUCAAUAAAUUAUCCCCUCACUUUAUGGUCUAAUGUAGCUCUGUAACUAAUUGCCAGUUCUUGUUAUCAUUUUGAAUUCACAACUCUUUCCUUAACAGACUGCUGAUAUCACGUGGUUGUCCAGAUAGAAGUACAUGGAAAAGUGCUUAAAUUCACAACUCCAAAUCUGAGUCAGACACACUGCUAAUCUCUGUUCUGGUGAAUAUAGAUAAAAGUAGUCAAUGUUUUUUUUAGAAAAAUAGAAUACUUAUUUAAUUCUUUUGGCUAUAUUUCUCUUUGUCUUUCCGAGCUUAGGUACAUUGUUGUGGAUUUUAUAGUUUACCAUGAAAGGCAUCAUGUUUUAUGUAACUUUAAAUGUCACUAUUAAUAUUAUUGUUACUAUUAUUAUCAUUAUUACUAUUAUUAUUAUUAGCUUAUCCUGAAGCAACUUAAGAAAGCUGUUUGUUAACUGUGUUUUACAACUAACAGAUAGUUCAAAGUUCUUUCUAAAGUUCUAUUAAACUUCUCGCUAAACGUAAUGAAGUACUCCUGAGAUAUAAACAACUCAUCCUACUGAAAGUUGUGGGUUUCUCUUAAAAUAGCAAUUCAUAAAUAAAAACUGAAUUUUUUAACACUCUGAUAAAUUUAUUACAGCAUGUAUUACGUCAAACUAAUGAUGAUUAGUGGUUCAAAUGUCUUAUACAAAGUUAACUGUACUCAUAAUCAUUACAUUUAAUAGAAUAGCCAUUCUGUUUUUCGUUGUGUACAUGAAGGCUGUUAAUUGGUUGAACUAUUUACAACUCAUCUAAUGUUAGUGAACAUAACCAAGUUGGUCAUAUAUAGGUUCGAUCUUCAAAAAAUCAUUGAUAUCUUUGGGAUAAACUGGUGACAUAUAGAAUUUAAUAUAAUUAGGCGAAUUCGAUAUGCGAAUAGUCUAUAAAUAAAGAAGUUGGCUAAAAGGAAUACAAAAUUAAGCGACCAUAACACAGUUGCGAAGAACAACACACCUAUUAGUCAAUAACACUAUGCUACCUUGUAGUGAGAAAUUAAAGCUUGAUCAUUUAUAAUGUAGGCCUUGAAUCUAGUAAUUAAGUUGUCUUACAUUUGUAUUAACAGUUAAAUUUAACACAUUAUGAAUAAUUGUUUUCAUUUAAAUUCACCUCUUAGAUUACAUUUUCUAAGUAAAGUCGUUUAAGAGAAGACUAAGUGAUUCUAUUUCAUGCUUUGUUAUUUAUUAUCAAGACAUACUAUUUCAGACAUUCGUAUCCAUAUCUUUUUGCCUCAUAGCUGAAGGAAGCACUAUUGAAGGAAUUGAGUUUCAAUUAAAAGGUUCUAGGAAAGUAUUUAUAUGGUUAUUGUUGUUAAGUGCAAAAGUUAGUUUAUUCAUAUCCCAUCAGAAACGACUCGAGGAAACAUAUGGGAAAUAAGCAUACUCUACUCCUUCAGAUAUUUAAAAUUGUUAACUAGUUGUUAACUUUACUGUAAUUAUCAGGUGUUAUUCCUCAGUUAAGUCAGUAAUAAAAUAACGUUACUUCAUGUCAAAUUUUAUUGCACUAAGUGGUUUCCGAAGCAUUCCUUCUGGGUGACUUGCCACGUAGCUCCCCAAUUUUAUGGAACUUUAGUCUACUUGACAAAAUUACUGGGUACGGGUAAGGUUAAUCAAAACGAUAGUUGCACCCAUAAGAUUAUUUACAGAAUCCUAAUUGCAUUUGUUUCGUUGUAACAUCCCACAGGAGUUAAGGAGUAUGGCUUUGGUCGAGCAAAUUACAUAAUGAUUUAGAAUAUAGCAUACUAGACAGUCACUCGUUUGUGGUAUAUCAACUUAUACCAGUUUAUAUUCAGACUGGUGAAACUCUUAAAAUAGCUAAUUAUGAAAACUCUCCGUUUUCUUCUCAUUCAUUGUAAAGGUCUUGCUAGUUGACUUAAACAGAUAAACUUAAACGGUUGAGAUGUUUGUUCGAAACUUCUUUAUAUUCAGAUUAAACCAUUGGACUUUAAUAUCAUUAUUUAUUUUCUCAUGUGAUUUGUGUAAUCUUACUUGAUUAGUGAAUUGCAUCAUUUAUCUGUAGGAAUUGAAUUUUAUCCACAAAAUACAUUGUUUAUAAAUUGCAUAACUUAUAUAUAUGAAAACGUAAAUACUAAUUUCUAUUUAUUGUCUAUCUGUUCAGUGUCAGUUGAAUAAAGUUCCCUCUCCCCCACAUCCAUCUUCAUCCACGACGUAUUCCAAAAUCCAAUUGUUAAAAGAAAACAAUAUAUUGUGUUUUACUUGGAUACUUUGAUGAUAAUUCCACUAACUUAAAUCAUUAUUACCUAACUUUUCUACAUUUUCUGUGUUUCUGAUCUCUAUUGCUUUCUAUUAUUGUUCUCUUUUUUUGUUCAUUGUGUCCACUCAUAGAGUCUUUUAUUAAAUUUGAUAUAGUCGAAUCACGAUUCGUCUGUUCAGUGAGAAUCGUAUGACAUGGUUGUUAACUUAAUUAAUUGUAAAUGUGUACUUGUUUGUUUUAGUAACUGAAAUUAACUGUACACUACCACUUCUUAUUUCACUUAAUUUACAUUAAAAACAAACUGUUGUUCAGUUUUUUAAGUGUAAGAAAUACUUGUAAGGUGAUGAUAUCAACAAACCUAUUACUUUGUGG
This is a messenger RNA of Schistosoma rodhaini, 6102 nucleotides long. The record is from the annotation of a GenBank genome assembly. Lineage: Eukaryota; Metazoa; Platyhelminthes; Trematoda; Strigeidida; Schistosomatidae.